GAUGCCCACUGUGCACGUAGACCAUAUGGUCUUCCAGAAAAGUUGAAGAAAACGAUUUUGGGCUACUCGCGACAUUCACUUACGGGACGACUUAUAGGAACUUAAAUGGAUGAAGGCGAAUGCAACCUUUAUAACACUAACGGGAUAAAAACGACAUGUGAACUUUCGUCAGCACCACAGUGCUCUCAAGAGAAAAGGAAACAGCGCAGUGUUCUAAGGAUAUCCUAGCCUGGCUGUGCCUUAGUAAUAGCAGCGGCUUCCCGUUAUUGGGCUGCCCCCUGCAGGAAAUAUUGAACAGUUCUGAAAGAUGAACAACACGAUCUAUCUUCAUUAUAACUACACAGGGAAACUUGACAACCGCAAUAAAAGCAGCAGUGGCACUAUAGAUGCUAAAACUGUGGUAUUCCUAAUCAUAUGCUGCUGCAUUGUCCUAGAGAAUGUGAUGGUGCUGGCGGCAAUAUGGAAAAACCACAAAUUCCACAACCGCAUGUAUUUCUUCAUUGGGAAUCUGGCACUCUGUGACUUGCUGGCUGGAGUGGCCUAUACAGUAAACUUAUUCAUGUCAGGUGAGAGAACACUCAGUCUGUCUCCACCUGCUUGGUUCGUUCGCGAAGGAAGUGUGUUUGUGGCAUUAGCCGCCUCCACUUUCAGUUUACUAGCGAUUGCCAUUGAAAGACACAUGACCAUGAUUAAAAUGAGGCCUUAUGAUGCAAAUAAAAAAUACAGAGUGUUUUUACUCAUUGGCACUUGUUGGCUGAUUGCCAUUUCGUUGGGAGCUUUGCCAAUCCUUGGAUGGAACUGUUUGGACAAUCUGCCCGACUGUUCCACUGUCUUACCUCUUUAUUCAAAACAGUAUGUGGCCUUCUGUAUCACCAUCUUCAUUGCUCUGUUGCUUGCCAUCGCCAUACUGUAUGCUCGUAUUUAUAUACUGGUGAAGUCCAGCAGCAGCAAGGUCACCAAGCAUAGCAAUUCAGAGCAUUCCAUGGCCCUGCUUCGGACGGUCGUCAUCGUCGUAGGAGUCUUCAUUGCCUGCUGGACACCCAUAUUUGUUCUGCUGCUCAUUGACGUGGCAUGCAAACACAAACAGUGCUUGGUUCUCUUCAAGGCUGAUUGGUUCCUUGCCCUAGCUGUGCUCAAUUCCGCCAUGAACCCAAUCAUCUACACUCUGGCCAGCAAGGAGAUGCGUCGUGCAUUCUUUGGCCUGGUUUGCAGUUGCCUGGUCAGGACCAAGGUUGUUCGACCCACCUUUGAAAACAGCAGGAGCAAAUCCAGCAGCAUCCACUGUCAGAGGCCAGUGGACAAAGAGAACCUGGAGGCUGCAGUGCCAUCUUCAUCUCAAAAGCUAACAUCCCUGACUGGUGCAGAAUGUUGACCGGAGGGUGGAGAACGCCACGGCUGAACCACAGGAAGUGGAAAUCAGGGGCACUCUGUAAUGUUACGUCUGUACAAGCACUUCUCUUUUUCCUUGAUACUUUUUCUUAAUGAAACAAACAGAAGAAAAAUAUUGUAGCAAUCUCUUCCCUGAAGCAUACACAGUGUUCCUUUAAAUAUAUAGUAUAAGAACUGCAUGCUAUGAAGUAUAAAUUGCCCACACAUUAAAAUGGUAAUGGUCGCAACUUUGUUAUUAUGUAAUAUAUUUAUUUAUUCAUACUGUGAUUUUUUAUACUUCAAUAUUUUUUUAUCGUACCAACAUGUUUCAUAUGUAUAUAUAUAUAUAUAUAUAUAUAUAUAUAUAUAUAUAUGUACAUACACAGUGAUCACCAUAUUUCUUUCUUUCGUUUUUAAUUUGGCUCUGUACUCCACAAUUUUGCACAUUCUCAGCUUUUAUUUAAGGACAUUUUUAUACAUUUUGGUUUUGCCAUGUAGAAAUUACUGUACUUUUUUAUAAUAGUCAUCCCAUUUCAGGGCGUCAUGAUGUUUGGGAGAAAUUGCGUCGAAAUGGCGUCACAGGUGUUUCUGAUUAGUCAGGUGUGUUCAGUUGCUUCCUUAGUGCAGGUAUAAGAGAGCUUUCAGUAUCAAGUUUUGAUUCUAGCCUUUUGAUUGCCUUUGGAGUCUGUUAUUGUCAUUGGCAUGUACUCUCCUCCGAGGCACGUCAAGUCAGCACUGCUUCUUAAGGCUAUGCAGUGCACAAGUUGAGCUAUCACAGAUUUGAGUCAGAGGAAGACACUUCAUAUACUGCACAGCAGUACCAGCACAUUUGCAGGGGCCCAGUUGACCCGCUGGGGUAUCUAAAUCAUUAAAACAUGGUCAACUUGAAACCAUCCUAUUCCUGGGUGAUGCUAAAGCCAAUUGGAAUUGUGAAAUUGGUGGCCACAGUCAUGCUCGAGCACCGGAUAUGAAUGAAGACGUAAUGGCACAGACAAGCACUGGAACAGUUCCUUAGCAGCUGCCAUACCAUUUAUUUUGUAUUAUCAGUAUUGUAUAUGGCAGGAGUUUCCCAAACAUGUUUUCUUUUGCAUAACCCCUCAGCCUAUGUUGUGUGAAUCCCUGACGAAAAAGCUUGUUUUUAUUUCAUGAUAAUUUGGAGACAUAAUCAUAACAAUAUUACUUACUCACUAUUCUGAUUGGUUCUGAUUGGUUGUUUGGUGCAACAGAAGUGGAUGAAUUUUGGAGAAACGGAUGAUAUUUUAAUU
Molecule: messenger RNA, 2633 nt
Organism: Anguilla rostrata (American eel)
Lineage: Eukaryota; Metazoa; Chordata; Actinopteri; Anguilliformes; Anguillidae
Product: sphingosine 1-phosphate receptor 3
Exons: 2
Coding region: 308-1372 (354 amino acids)
Biological process (GO): adenylate cyclase-activating G protein-coupled receptor signaling pathway; regulation of metabolic process
Cellular component (GO): cytoplasm; plasma membrane
Molecular function (GO): sphingosine-1-phosphate receptor activity
Source: RefSeq, a predicted model, not a curated record